UGUUAACUUUGUCCUUCACAUGCUGGGCGCAUUGUAAUGACGUAUUAUUUUUGCGACUGAUGCAGACUGCGGUGAAACGACCGUUACCCUGAUUUUCCAGGUUUAACGGUGUGUUGUUGCACCGUGAUGAAUAAAAGCAAAGUUAAUGGUGUAUCUUGGGUGAAAACAGCGGAACCUUCCUUUUUGAAGAAGUUUAAAAAUGACGUUGGCUACAAACAAGGGCCGACUGUUGACACAAAGCGUCAGAAGAUGCCGGCACUGGAUGAUGAUAAUGGGAGUGAUCGAGAAGAUGAAUUACCUCAAGUUGUUGUUCUUAAAGAUGGAGACCUGACCUCGGAGGAAGUUAAACAUCUCAAGGAAGGAAUAUACCCGAAGGGAGGUUCAGAGAAAUGUGAUGAACCCUCCCCAGAUGGUAAAAUCCUGUUCAAGAAACCAGCUAAGCGCUCCUCCGUUGACAAAUUUCAAGGAAUAACUGCCAGCUCCAGCAAAAAAAAGAGGGAUGCAGUAAAGAAAGAAGAGAAGAAGGAUGUGAAUUCUGCGAAAAAAGUGAAAAACAGCAGCCUUUUGUCCUUUGGUGGAGAUGAGGAGGAGGUGGAAGACUAGUCUGAUACUGCUCAUCUAAGCAAUUAAAUUCAUGUAGGAAGGAAGGAAAAAAUACAUGGUGUGACAGAACUUGUGUUUUUUGUGUUGUUUAGCCCAACUAUAAAUUCUCCAAUCCUCCUCCUCCCCCAUUCAUUCAUUUUCCAUAUCACAUAUCCUAACUAGGGUUGCGGGCGUACUGGAGCUAGUUGGGGGGCCUAUACCCUGAACUGAGCGCCAGCCAUUUAUAGGGCACUUACAAACAACCGUUCGCACUAAUCUUCACAUUCAUACUGUCAUGAACGGGGCUCGAGGGCGGACCCAAAUGCACAACUCCAGAGACAAGCAAGCAGUACAGAGGAAACCUUUAUUCGGUCCAAGGUCGGGGAUCAGGCAGACAGUCCAAACAAGCAGAGGUAAUAGUAACGGCAGGCUUACGAGGAUGGUCAGGGGACAGGUGUGGGUCGGUACACGGAAGGUAGACGUCAGGCAAACGGGAGUGCGGGAACGAGGCAUCAAAGGCAACAAUCUGGCGGAGGACUAGUCGUCCCCCGGGUCCUAUAUAUAUACUGAGUGUCAUCAACGUUCAUGAGGCGCAGGUGUGUGUCUACUGAUUGGCUGGCCACGCCCAGCCUGGACUGGAAGCCAGGAGCAUGACACAUACAGUCACUGUGUGGGAAAUGAACCCAAGCUGCCCACACCAAAGGCAGGCAAAUGUACCCUAACCCCAUCUAACACCCAUGAGUGUAGUGUUUCCAUUUAGUCUCAAUUUCUUAACAUCAUGAAAGUCAUUUUCUGCUCUAAUUCAGAAUUCUAAGACAGUGCUACAGGGGGACUUUUUGUCACUUUUUAAUAAACCAGUAAAGGCCAAAGCAAAUUACUUUAGUCAUUGUCUAUAGUGUCAAUUUCAGAAAUAAUAGUUUACAGUUAAUAAGAUUACAUUUACUGAUUUCCAUCUAAGGCAACAUGGUGGCAGACUAGUUAGCAUAUCCACCUCACAGUUCUGAGGCGCCUGUGCACGUUUUCUCUUGGUACUCUGGUUAGGUUAUGGCCCCAUCACACAUGACGUUCUGGUCAGCGUUCUAUAGUGUUUGAGGAAACGUUGGUAGUUGCCCAUGGUCACCGGGAUAGCUCCAGAAGAGCGUUGUUUGAACGUUAGUGAACGUCAAUGAUCGCUGGGAAUCGGCGAAGAACGCCGGUCCGGAAAAAAAGUUUUGAACAUGCACAAAAGUUCUCACCGAGACCAGCGUUCAUCAACGUUUAAUUUUAAACGCUGCAGAACGUUCAAGAACAUCCGUGGAACGUUUUACUGAGGUUCGCCGAGCGUUGCACGCGUUUGCCUAUCGUUAGUCAGUCGUAACUCUAGCUUUACUUGGUUGUUACUUAAUCGUUUGCUUUGCAGUGAACGACUCACUGGCAACCUGUCAACGCCCACUGAAUAAUCCCGUAGCUCACACAGCGUGUAACCAAAUUGAAACGAACGUCGUUUGGUGUCCAUUGAGCGUCAUUCGAGCGUUUCCCGAACUUCCAUGCAUAUGGGUAUAUAAACCGAUGCUUUGUAAAAGCAAGGUCCAUUUAAUAUUAAGCUAUAGUAGAGAGCACCUACUAUGGAAGAUCCAGAAAGCAGCAGUUCGUUUUCGCGGAAAAACUCCACCAGACUAUCCUCAACAGCCCGGUCCAGGAUCCUGCAAUCCUGUCUCUGCUUCUUUUGUCUCUUUGUCGGACCGUCCUCACUGGGGUUUGCAAGGUGUUUAGGGUCCCCAGGGGGUGUCACAUGGUGCGUGACUUCGCGGACGUGCUCUUCCUCCUGCUGUUGUUUUUCCUCCAAACACAUUGCUCGUGAUGAAAGAGGCUUAGCUUUCUUACUAGCAUCGCUAGUUGCUGAUGUCCUUCCCCUAACUUUUUUCUUCCCGGCGGAAUGUUCUAACUGUUCUAACUCACGACAACGACUGAAGUGACUACGAACUUUCCAACGUUUUAGUCCCGGUUCCACUGUAAAAAUUACAUGCCAGCAAAACGCUUUUCUGUCAUUAUUCACCCAUUGGUCACACGCUCAACACACUCGCCUUACAUUGACAAAUCGCUCGUCGCGCCUCAAUGACACGUUUGCACACGCUAAUUGUUUUUAGGGGUAUCUUAUUUGGUCGCUGUUACACGUUUUUCGUGCGUUAGACACACGUUAAGUCAUACGUUAGACACACGUUAAUCACACACCAGAUGUGUCAUCCGCGUUUGGGAACGCUGAAAAAUAGAAUGAUUGAAACGUUCAGAGGACAUUGACCAGAACGUCAUGGUGUGACGGAGCCUUUAAUUGAAGACUAAACUGGCCAUAGGUGUGAAUGUAAGGGAGAACAGUUUAUAUCUCUCUGUGUAUCUUCACUCCCUCCUGCAGUUAGCUGGGAAGGGUGCCAGCACGCCAGUGGCCCUAGUGAGGAAAACCAGUAUGCAACAAUGGAUCAAUUUGUAUUUAUAAAGUUAUAAGCACCUUAAGCCCAACAUUGAUAUGGGUUGUAAUCACACCCGAAUAAUACAUUUCAAAUACCAGCAUUAUCUGUACUCUGUUGUCUAAUUUUAAAUCAUUGUUUAGCUCUUUACUUAGUUUGAUGUCUAAGGUUUAUCAAGAAACCCAUGUAUUACCUGUAUUAUUAUUAAGUUCUUGGUUCCAGGUCCAGUUAUCAAAAAAAAAAAAAAAAAAUCAUACUCCUGGCUCAGUAGUCCCAAUUGGGAUGUAGCCAUGGUACCAAUGUAGCUUCUCCACUGGUAAAUAUUUAAAUUUCAUGUAGAAGUAUGUCUAUUAGGACUGUUCAGUAACUCGGCUCCUGCAUGUACAUAGUAGGUCUGAAUUUGUUGUAUAAUUGUUGCGUAAAUUCCCAUGUUAGAAUCGUAAUACAUUCAAUUAUGCAUUGAAUGUAUAUUUUCUAGCUUCAAAGGGAAGCUGUCAAUGUGUCAGUGCAUUAGUUUUAAUGCUGUUGUAGAUCUUGAUGUAUCAUUUCAUUUUUAAGCGUCAUCUGAAUAUUAAAUAUUUCAGUCAA
Syngnathoides biaculeatus (alligator pipefish) is the source of this 3611-nucleotide messenger RNA. Its product is annotated as KIAA1143 ortholog. The coding region runs from base 127 to 603 and encodes 158 amino acids. Lineage: Eukaryota; Metazoa; Chordata; Actinopteri; Syngnathiformes; Syngnathidae. The transcript is spliced from 3 exons. The record is from RefSeq and is a predicted model, not a curated record.